Messenger RNA from Aaosphaeria arxii CBS 175.79, 590 nucleotides. RefSeq lists its product as uncharacterized. Bases 50 to 217 code for a protein of 55 amino acids. The transcript has a single exon. NCBI's taxonomy places the organism in Eukaryota, Fungi, Ascomycota, Dothideomycetes, Pleosporales. The record is from RefSeq and is a predicted model, not a curated record.
GGAUUUCGUGGAAUGAGGACAUUUAAUGCGUACUGAGAAGCCUUUCAACAUGCCUAAGGAGAUGAAUUCGCAUGCCCUUACAAGUAGAAGAGAAAUAAGAAUCACGCCACCAAAACGAGAUGUAGGACGCAAGGUUAUAUUCAAUAUAGUGGUUGUAUUCUUGGAAUUGGGAAUGCCUUUGGGCAUAAAUGUACUGUACAAUGUAGUGGUCCUUUAAAGCAUGUUGCAAAGAGGCCCCUUGUAUCAAGUCUGGUGGUUCGUUCCACAGGGAUCACUUUCCAAAUUGAUGUUUUAAAUCCCCCAUCAAUCGGACAUGUGUUUCCUCUUCCUUCUUACAAAUGGUUUCGUGCUGUUCUUUUCGGACUUAUCUUGAUGAAGCGCAUCCAAAUUUCCACAAGAGGUAGAGCUUGUGCUCAUCACCACGACAACGUCAACUUUCUCGGAGCACGUCAAUGGUAUAGCCUCGACUCGGAACCUUGAGAACAAGAUUGCUCUGAUUUGACUUCGAGCAACCUUUUCCUUCAUGACGCACUGAUAUGCUUCCGCUUUCGCGUGGGGGGAAUCUCCUGUAAGAUAUUUGAACGCUCGAA